Aspergillus alliaceus is the source of this 789-nucleotide messenger RNA. Its product is annotated as 18S rRNA pseudouridine methyltransferase. Lineage: Eukaryota; Fungi; Ascomycota; Eurotiomycetes; Eurotiales; Aspergillaceae. The coding region runs from base 1 to 789 and encodes 262 amino acids. Gene Ontology annotation, molecular function: rRNA binding; rRNA (pseudouridine) methyltransferase activity. The record is from RefSeq and is a predicted model, not a curated record. The transcript is spliced from 2 exons. Gene Ontology annotation, cellular component: small-subunit processome; nucleolus. Gene Ontology annotation, biological process: rRNA base methylation.
AUGCAAUCAGAAUAUACCGCACAGUAUGCUAACCGCAUUCAACCUUCAGGGACUCAGUCUUGUCCGCCCCCCGAAUUACCUCAGCUUGUUGCAGAGCAACAUGUUCCCAUUGCUGCCCAGGACAAGGAAACUCAACGCCUAAUCGUUGUCCUCUCUCAUGCUAGCCUGGAAACCUAUCGAGCCUCUCACGGCGGGCGCAAUGGGGCUGGUCGUGAUGAGAAGUACUCAUUGCUAAACAGCGACGAGCAUAUUGGUGUGAUGCGCAAGAUGAACAGAGACAUCAGCGAAGCUCGACCAGAUAUCACGCAUCAGUGUCUCCUCACUCUCCUCGACUCCCCUGUCAAUAAGGCUGGCAAGCUUCAAAUUUACAUACACACGGCCAAAGGCGUCCUGAUCGAAGUGAAUCCGAGUGUUCGCAUUCCACGUACCUUCAAGCGUUUUGCUGGCCUUAUGGUCCAGCUCCUGCACCGGCUUUCCAUCCGAUCCACCAAUUCCCAGGAGAAGCUACUUAAAGUAAUCAAGAAUCCUAUCACUGAUCACUUGCCUCCAAACUGCCGCAAGGUGACCCUCAGUUAUGAGGCUCCUGUGGUGCGGACCAGAGACUACAUCGAGUCGUUGGGUCCUAAGGAGAGCGUCUGUAUAUUUGUGGGCGCCAUGGCCAAGGGCCAUGACGACUUCGCGGAUUCGUUCAAAGACGACACAAUUAGUAUCAGUAACUAUAGUCUGAGUGCUAGCGUUGCGUGCAGCAAGUUUUGUCACGCGGCUGAGGAAGUGUGGGAUAUUGUAUGA